CUCACUGGCCAGAGCGCUCGCCUUAAAAAAUUUCGCCUUUCUCUUCCUCCCACUGCGAGAGACGACGACGGCGAAGACCGCUGAAGGAAGGCACAAGCGAAACCCUAACCGCGCCUCUUCUUCCUCCCAGCCAUGGAGGGGCAACGUGUCUCCAAGAAGCCUGCUUCGUCAGUCUACGUCGACGUCUUCGGAGGUCCUCCCCGUUUCGCCGCCUCUCCUUUCCCCUCCCGCCCCGACGACUACGCGGAGAUUUUCGGAGGUUCAGGGACCUCCUGCAGCAUCCCCUUCCUCGAUCUGCCCCCGGAGACGUACGGCCUUGACGGUGAUACUGCCGUAGUGCGCGACGGCCCUGGAUUCGACUACUCUGAGGUCUUCGGGGACUUGGACUUUCGGGAAUUUUCUGUAGCGCAUGAGGACUUGUUUUCCUCGAGUCGGGGCGUGGAAGUCGGUUCCGCGAACGGGAGGGACUUUGAGGAUCCGAUAAUUAAUGGUCAGCCCAUUAAAGAAUCUGAAUAUCCUCUAGAAGAUGCGAAUUGCAUUGAAGAUGAUCUUGAUUGCUUCCCAUUGAAUUGUGAUCUUUCGAAUCAUAAUUCUGGGAAAUCUAACCUGGCAAAUAAUGUGAAAAAUAAUGGGAGCAAUGAUGGUGCUGUGAGACGACAAUCACACAAAUCUGAUCCUCCUAGAUCCAUUCUUGAAUGUACUACCCAUUUGCAAAUGCAAAAACCUGGUGCUCCAAUUAGCAAGGUUAACAAUGUUGAUUUACGCACCUCAGGAAAUGUAACCAUCUCAGAUAUUAAGGAAUGUAGCAGUCUAUGUUCUGCUUCAGAGCUUAAUCACAUAAAUUUGGAUCUCCAUUCACGUUCUUCCAGCAGUAAUUCAGUCACUAAUGAUGAUGUAACAUCUUCCGAUGCUAUGUAUGUGAGUGUUGUAGAUGUCAGUCUCCAAACACAACCUUUGCAAGUACCACCACCACUAAGACCACCUCCAAAAGCAUGUAACAAAAUAAAUCAUCCAUUCUUAAAGACAGAGCCUAAUGUGGAAAUCAGUAUAGAUGGACACCAUUCAUCUCAACGAAAUGAAUAUCCUGAAUGUUAUGGGUUUGUUUCCAAAAUCCAUGCACCACAAGUUGUCAUGAGGGAUGGUCCUUCCUUGGAUGUAGACAUUGAUGCAAGUUCAGCUGCUGCUGCAAUAAAGAAAGCAAUGGAAUUAGCUGAAGCAAGAUUAAAAAGUGCAAGGGAGUUGAUGGAGAGAAAACGUGUAAAUUAUCUCAACCGAAAGAAGAGUCACCAUGAAACCAUAAGCGAACAGAAGCUUGCUCAAUAUUCUUUUUUUUUAGAUAACACCAGUGUUAUUACAACACAAAAAAAGCUGGCAAAAGAGGGCAAGAUUGAUGACAUUCCUUCAGAGAAAGGAAAUAUCACCAAUGUUUUAAAGGCAGAUCUGGAUGUUGGGGAUACAACAAGAGAUGUGAUAAUGUCUAAACAUGGUCAAGAGAUGAUGAAAGAAAACAGUUUAGCUCCAGAAAAGGAAUGUCUGGAGUGGAAGAUGAUGGAUCGAGAACAGUCAAGGAUAGCAAGCAAAGAACAAUCAUUAAUACUAGAACAUGUACAUGUGCAGGAACCUAUUAGGAAAAUGAUGAAAGGAACUACAAGCAUUAACAAAGAUAGUCAUUAUGACAAUAAAGAGGUUACACUGCCAUCUGAAUUUAAAAGCAAUAAUAAUUUGAAUGCAGAUAUAGAAAAGAUUGAUGAGCCAAAGAUUGCCACAGAUGUGAAAGAUGAUUACGAUUCUUGCAAGGGAGAACCAAUUGAAGAUCUAGAUAAUGUGGUUCUCAUGGAGCCACAGCUUCAAGAAGAUAUUGAUAUCCUUAAGGAUACUCACAUUUCUUGUAGUGUGGAAAACAAGAAGCUUGAAGAGGCUCAAGAAGUUCAUGGCGAAAAUUUGAGCAUACCAUUCUCUUUUGAUAAGAGUCCUGUUGCAGUUAGAAAUGAAGAAAAUCUGGAAACAUUUGACAUCCAUAAGUUUGAGGAGUCAAAAGAUGCUAAGCGCAACUAUGAAUUUGAAGACAAUCUACAUGACUUUCAGUCGGUCCAAAUGAUAUUGUCAGAUACAUUAGAAUUAGAAACUGCUAAAGUAACUUCUGAAUCUGGAAAAGUUGAGAAGAAAUUCACUGCAGAUAAUUCAAACAGUGAAGAGUGUGAUGAUGGUACUAUUCUGGAUGCAUCCAUGAUAGGUGUUGUUCCACAUGACAAGGAAAUGAGGAUGGCAUUUGUAUCUGGCAUGUUCGAUGCAGAGAAAGAGUUGGAUGCUCUUUGUGAAUAUGAUGAUUCUAUAAAUCCAUCAAGGGAAGUGCAAGUUGAAGAUGGUCACUCAAACAACCUUGUCCAAAUGGAUAGACGUACAAUGAAAACUAUGAAGGAAGUUAGGGAGGAACCAUACUCAAAGCAAGAGUCGUCCAUUUCUGAGAAAUAUGAUUCAGGAGUGGUAGUUGACCAAGGCACAGAUGAAAUAGGUUAUAAUUCAAUGAUACAAAAUGCAACUGGAGUAAUUUCGUAUGAACCUAAGAAUGCAAAAGAAGAUGGUGCCUCCUCUCAGGAUCGCAAUGAGUUCAAAUCAAAUGGACCACCAGUGGAAGCCCAGAAACGUGAUGGGGCACCGGAGGCAGUUCUAAAGUCCUGUUUGCUGGAAAAAUCUGAGAUGCAAACAGCACAGCAUGGAGGCAAGAAAGUUAGAGAAAAUGAAAAGAUUGGAGAUAUUCAUGCAAACCCGGAUGUUUCAGAAGAGCAAGUUGAAGGUGGUCACUCAGACAACCCGGUGCAAAUGGAUGAAAAUACAGUGGAAACUCUGAAGGAAGAUAGGGUACAACAACACUUGAAUAAAGAGUCAUCCAUUUCUGGGGAAUAUGAAUCAGGACUGGUAGUUGACCAUGAAACAGAUAAAAUAGGAGAGAAUUCAAUGAAACAAAAAGGAAUUGGAGUAAUGGCAUAUGAAGAACCUGAGAAUGCAAAAGCAGAUGGUCGGUGCUCGGAAGAUUGCAAUGAAUUCAAAGCAAAUGAACUACCAGGUGAAAACCAGAAAUGUGAUGAGACGCCAGAGGCAGUUCAAGAGUCUUGUUUGCUUGAAAAAUCUGAGCAAACGAUACAACAAGGAGAAAAGGAAGUUAGAGAAAACGAAAAGCUUGGAGAGAUUCAUGCAAACCCAGAUAACAUUGAUAUCGUGAAUAGAGAUUCAGAUGCCAGGUGCUGCCUCCUGUUCAAAGAUUCGGAUGUUCAGUCAGAAAAUGGUGAUGGUAUCUCAGAAUUACAAUCACCUCAAGGUGCUUCAGACAUUUACAAUGUUGGGCCCUCAAAGAUCACUUCCAACUUUAAGAAGACAGAAGAUAAAGAAAGUGAAGUCAUGGAAAAAGAAAGUAAAUCAUCAGGAAUUUGUACAAGGAAAUUAGAAGAGGAAGAACGAGAGAGAGAGAAAGAGAGAGAGAAGGACAGAGCUGCAGUGGAAAGAGCAAUUCAUGAAGUACAUGAAAGGGCACAUGCCAAAGCCCAAGAAAGGGCAGAAAGAAACGCUGUAGAGAGGGUUACUUCUGAGGUUCGACAAAGAGCACUUAAAGAGGCUCAAGAGAAGGUAGAUAAGGCUAAUGCUCUUGCUGCGGAAAAAUCAGUAGCUGAGCAGGUUUUGAAAGAAGCUAGAUUAAAGGCAGAGCGUUCUGCUGUUGAACGAGCAAUUGCUGAAGCUCGAGGGCGUGCUGCAGAAAGAGCACUUGCUGAAAAGGCAGCUGGAAAUGGUAGGGAACGCAAAGAGAGACCAAACGGUUUCUACAGGGAUAAAAUGAGUAAAGAAAAUGGAACAGAAGAACAUUCAAAGCCCUGGAAUAAGGAUGGAUCUACUGGUGCACAGUUUCACAAUACUGAUUCUUUGAGCAACUCCAAGGGAUAUUCAUUUGUGGAUAGCCAGAAAGCAGCUGAGGACGAAUCAUCUCUCAGGAAUAAGGCUAGGCUUGAGAGGCAUCAAAGAACAGCUGAACGCGUGGCAAAUGCUCUUGCAGAGAAGAGCUUGCGGGAUGUUCUCGCUCAAAGGGAGCAAGCAGAGCGAAAUAGAUUGGCUGAGUAUUUGGAUCCUGAUAUCAAAAGAUGGUCAAAUGGAAAGGAAGGAAAUUUGCGUGCAUUGUUGUCAACUCUGCAAUAUAUCCUGGGGCCGGAGAGUGGUUGGCAGCCAAUUUCGUUGACAGGUGUCAUUGCUGCUACUGCUGUGAAGAAAGCUUACAGGAAAGCUACACUCUAUGUUCAUCCUGAUAAAUUACAGCAAAGAGGUGCUAGCCUUCGCCAAAAGUACAUUUGUGAGAAGGUUUUUGAUCUUCUCAAGGACGCGUGGAACAAAUUCAACUCAGAAGAGCGAUAAAAUAUGAAGAAUGCAUACACUGUAGUGUAGUCUUCACCCUUGAACCUUUCAUUUGUAGUGCAUAAAUGUGUUUUAGAUUCAAAAGUCAAAACUAGCAUGUCAGUUCUGUAAUUAUUCCAUUGAACAUUUUUUUGCACGUGUAAAUAUGAAAAAUUCUUCUUAGUGUAUGCCAGAAUUUGAUACUUAAUUCAAUUGAUUAAGGCUCUUUUGUUAA
Molecule: messenger RNA, 4609 nt
Organism: Zingiber officinale
Lineage: Eukaryota; Viridiplantae; Streptophyta; Magnoliopsida; Zingiberales; Zingiberaceae
Exons: 8
Coding region: 133-4395 (1420 amino acids)
Biological process (GO): clathrin coat disassembly; clathrin-dependent endocytosis
Cellular component (GO): cytoplasm; intracellular membrane-bounded organelle; vesicle
Molecular function (GO): clathrin binding
Source: RefSeq, a predicted model, not a curated record